Messenger RNA from Salvia hispanica, 2549 nucleotides. RefSeq names its product FG-GAP repeat-containing protein. The record is from RefSeq and is a predicted model, not a curated record. NCBI's taxonomy places the organism in Eukaryota, Viridiplantae, Streptophyta, Magnoliopsida, Lamiales, Lamiaceae.
UCGAAUAUUGAAGCGUGACCCGUUUCCUUCUCUCUCUCUCUAGACUGAAGCACAUAGAUGCCGACAAAGACGAUGGAAAUCUUCCUGCUUAGCAAUUGAUCAGUUAAAUAUUCAUACUUAGCAGAGAUUAUUCACCGAUAGGCAGGAUAGCUGGAACAAUUUCUGAAACAAGAGGAAAUUGAAUUGAAAAUAUGAGGAAGCGAGAUUUAGCAAUUCUGAUGCUCUCAGCUUUCGCGAUUUUCUUCUCUCUCCAGCACGAGGGUGAUUUCUCGUUUAAAGAGGCGUGGUUCCAUCUUUCCGAUGAGUAUCCGAUAAAGUACGAGGGAGACCGCCUCCCGCCGCCGAUUGUCGCCGAUCUGAACGGCGACGGGAAGAAGGAGGUUCUCAUAGCCACGCACGAUGCAAAAAUUCAGGUUUUGGAACCUCAUUCAAGACGUGUGGACGAAGGGUUUAGUGAAGCACGAGUGCUGGCAGAGGUCUCUCUUUUGCCUGACAAAACCCGCAUAGCUACUGGUAGGCGUGCUGUGGCUAUGGCUACUGGAGUUAUUGAAAAGACUUACAAUAAAAGAGAAGCACGAAAGCAGGUCUUAGUCGUUGUGACAUCAGGGUGGUCCGUCAUGUGCUUCGACCACAACCUCAAGAAGUUAUGGGAAGAAAAUUUGCAGAAGGAUUUUCCGCAUAAUGCUCAUCACAGGGAGAUUGCUAUCUCGGUUAGUAAUUAUACAUUGAGGCAUGGAGAUGCUGGCUUGGUAAUUGUUGGUGGCAGAAUGGAGAUGCAGCCUCAUGUGCAUAUUGAUCCUUUUGAGGAGAUUGAGAUGGCUGAGAAAAAAGCCGAGGAUCACAGAAGAAGUGCCGCUGAAAAGGAUGAGUCUGAAAAUGCAGGAACAGUAGAUUUACGACACUUUGCGGUUUAUGCUUUUUCUGGCCGGAGUGGUGAACUGCGGUGGACCAGGAAAAAAGAGAACAUUGAGGCUCAAACAUCUGAUGCAGCACAAUUGAUUCCACAGCACAACUACAAGCUCGACGUCCAUGCAUUAAAUACCCGUCAUCCGGGAGAGUUUGAAUGCAGGGAGUUUAGAGAAUCCAUUCUAGGGGUCAUGCCACAUCACUGGGAACGCCGGGAAGACACUGUACUAAAGUUGGCACAUUUCAGGCGUCACAAGAGGAAAACACUGAAGAAAUUACCUGGCAAGUCAACUAACUACCCUUUGCACAAGCCUGAAGAAAAGCAAUCUCCUGGAAAGGAUGUGACGAAAAAGAUCUCCAAUGCCAUUGAAAAGACAGUUAACAUGGCUAAAUCAGCAAAAACAAAGAAAAAUAUGCCUUAUGUACCUACUAUAACAAAUUACACUCAGUUGUGGUGGGUACCUAAUGUUGUUGUUGCUCAUGAGAAGGAAGGGAUUGAAGCUGUUCAUCUGGCAUCCGGACGCACACUAUGUAAGCUGCAUCUUCAAGAAGGUGGACUUCAUGCUGAUAUUAAUGGAGACGGUGUCCUAGAUCAUGUUCAGGUGGUUGGAGCGAAUGGUGCUGAGCAGACUGUUGUGAGUGGAUCUAUUGAAGUGCUGCGCCCCUGUUGGGCUGUUGCUACAUCAGGCGUUCCAGUUCGGGAACAACUUUUCAAUGCCUCGAUAUGUCAUCACGCUCCUUUUAAUCUAUUCCAACAUGGGGAGUUCUCCAGAGGUUUUGGUCGACAUGCAGAUUUGAGUUCUUUGGAGGUCGCAGCACCCAUUCUGAUCCCAACAAAUGAUGGCCACAAGCAUCGUAAGGGAAGCCAUGGUGAUGUCAUCUUCCUAACAAAUCGAGGGGAGGUUACAUCAUACUCUCCAGGCUUGCAUGGACAUGAUGCCAUCUGGAAUUGGCAACUCCUGACAGGCGCUACAUGGUCGAACCUUCCAUCUCCAUCUGGGAUGAGUGAAUCUACUGUCAUCCCCACACUAAAGCCAUUUCCACUGCGCCAACACGACAGCCAGGAUUUGAUUCUUGCAGCAGGGGAUCAAGAAGCCGUCGUGCUAUCUCCUGGAGGAGCAUUGGUGACGAGUGUGAAUCUCCCUGCACCUCCGACACACUCUUUGGUUUGCGAUGAUUUCUCAAAUGAUGGGCUGACAGAUCUCAUUCUCGUGACCUCUAGUGGGGUGUAUGGUUUCGUCCAGACGAGGCAGCCAGGCGCUUUAUUCUUCAGCACGCUCGUGGGCUGCCUCAUCAUCGUGAUGGGGGUACUCUUCGUCUCCCAAUACCUAAAUUCCGGCAAGGGAAAGCCUCGUCUGUCGUCACAGCAAAUCUAGCAAACCUCACUAACAAGACAAAAGAUGUAUUUCUAUAGGGAAGGAACGAGAUGCCGGGAGUUCAGAUACAUCAUCCAUCCGUUGCCUGGUGAGCUUUUACAAAGCUAGCCAUGAACGGUAGAAAGGAUCAAUAUCUAUGUAUAAAUCUGUUUUGUGAGUAUAGAUGCGUCUGCAACAGUGAGAAUCACAUUUUGAGGCGAUUACUGACUAAUUAAUGAUACUACUUUAAUCUUCAAUCUACAUUGUUAUGCUCUUGCAUUUAGUUUA